UGGGCGGGGGCAGCGGCGGCGCGGCGCGGGGCGGGCGUGCUCUCGGCGGAGAGUUAGAGGAGUUGCCGAGCUGGGUUCUGGUGGCAGCGGGGCGCGGAGCUGGGUGCGCGCCGAGCCUCUGCCUCCAGCCGCCUCCUCGCCCUCCAUUCCUCUCUCCCCGCCUUCCCCGGGCCUUGCCGCUGCCGCCGCCUCCCUGGGAACGGUAGCCGGGGGCGAGGGGCUGGCGCGGCCGGAGCGGGCGGGGAGGCGCGGGGCGCCGGGGCGUAGAGGGGAGCGCGCCCGGCCCUGCCCGGGAUCAGAUAACAGCCGGCGGGGGAGGGGGUGGGCCGGCCGCGCUCACAGCCGGACUGAGGGACCGACGCCAGCCGCGCCGGCCAGAGCGAGCGCCCCGCGGCCGGGGGCGCCGUCCAGGCGCGCGCCCCCGACCCGUGGCUGAACUGGGCAGAUCGGCGCCCCAGACCCACGCGCCCCUCGGGAUGGAGCGCCCCCGGGGGCUGCCCUGAGGCGGCGGCGGCGAUGCAGCCAGCGCGGUGGCGGCCGGGGCCAGGAACGGCCGCCCGGAGCUCGGAGGACGCUGAGCGCGCUGCGCCCGGGGCACUGACCGAGGGUCCUGCAGCGACUGAUUCCUCUCCAGCUGGGGCCUGGGAAAUGGCAGCUGCUGCUGACACAGCCUUGAAGACAGCCGCUUGCCUGCUCAGCACCGUGACUUAGAAGAUAGGAAUCAAGAGAUCUGUGGCCGGCAGAGAAGUGGGCUCAAGAGACAACAGGGCUGGGGACAGCUUCUCCGUCUCCCAGAGGUGUCUGGGUCUGCGCACUGCACCGUCCCCUUCUCUGCCUGCUGGACUUGCCUCGCUACCCACCUUCAGUGUCGAAGUCAUCUCGUCUAGCUAAGGACUCGAGCUGCUCAGAGCCCCUGUUGGAGCAGCCAUGACCCGCUGGACGUCCCUCCCGGCAUCCAGGCCACAUAAACCUGCCCCCUGCGGUCCAGUGGCCUGCCGCCAGCAUCUAAGUGCCCGGGCCCUGGCCUCCUCAGCCUGGAGGGCCCAGGAAUCUGGGGUCGAGCCAUCUUCUCGGCGCAGUACCCGGGGUCCCCACCACCCCCGGCUCCCUGCCUCCUGGCCCAGGCAGAAGCAGCAUCCACCAUCACAGUCCCAGGCCUCAGCUCCUCAGACCUAUGGAGCCGCUCCCCGUGGAGCCAGCCCGGGGGCGAGCCAGGGCCCCCCCAUCCCCGGGAUGACCUCGGCUGGCAGGGCCAACCCCUACAGUAUCGUGUCAUCAGAGGAGGACGGGCUGCACCUGGUCACCAUGUCAGGGGCCAACGGCUUCGGCAACGGCAAGGUGCACACGCGGCGCCGGUGCCGGAACCGCUUCGUCAAGAAGAACGGCCAGUGCAACAUCGAGUUCGCCAACAUGGAUGAGAAGUCGCAGCGCUACCUCGCUGACAUGUUCACCACCUGCGUGGACAUCCGCUGGCGCUACAUGCUGCUCAUCUUCUCGCUGGCCUUCCUCGCCUCCUGGCUCCUGUUCGGCGUCAUCUUUUGGGUCAUCGCCGUGGCGCACGGCGACCUGGAGCCGGCCGAGGGCCGUGGCCGCACGCCCUGCGUGAUGCAGGUGCACGGCUUCAUGGCAGCCUUCCUCUUCUCCAUCGAGACGCAGACUACCAUCGGCUACGGGCUGCGCUGUGUGACGGAGGAGUGCCCAGUGGCCGUGUUCAUGGUGGUGGCGCAGUCCAUCGUGGGCUGCAUCAUCGACUCCUUCAUGAUCGGCGCCAUCAUGGCCAAGAUGGCUCGGCCCAAGAAGCGGGCGCAGACGCUGCUGUUCAGCCACAAUGCGGUGGUGGCCCUGCGCGACGGCAAGCUCUGCCUCAUGUGGCGCGUGGGCAACCUGCGCAAGAGCCACAUCGUGGAGGCGCAUGUGCGGGCCCAGCUCAUCAAGCCGCGGGUCACCGAGGAGGGCGAGUACAUCCCGCUGGACCAGAUCGACAUCGACGUUGGCUUCGACAAGGGCCUCGAUCGCAUCUUCCUCGUGUCUCCCAUCACCAUCCUGCAUGAGAUUGACGAGGCCAGCCCGCUGUUUGGCAUCAGCCGGCAGGACUUGGAGACGGAUGACUUCGAAAUCGUGGUCAUCCUGGAGGGCAUGGUGGAGGCCACGGCCAUGACCACGCAGGCCCGCAGCUCCUACCUGGCCAACGAGAUCCUGUGGGGCCACCGUUUCGAGCCUGUCCUCUUCGAGGAGAAGAACCAGUACAAGAUCGACUACUCCCACUUCCAUAAGACCUACGAGGUGCCCUCCACACCCCGCUGCAGCGCCAAGGACCUGGUGGAGAACAAAUUCCUGCUGCCCAGUGCCAACUCCUUCUGUUACGAGAACGAGCUGGCUUUCCUGAGCCGCGAUGAGGAAGACGAAGCAGAUGGAGACCAGGAUGGCCGCAGCCCCCAGGCCCGGCAUGACUUUGACAGACCUCAGGCCGGUGGUGGCGGCCUCGAGCAGCGGCCUUACAGACGGGAGUCAGAGAUCUGAGCCACCAUGGGCCAAGGUGCAGCAUCCGCCCCGCCAGGGAAAGGCCCGGUGUCCCUCCAGGGCCCUGGGUUUGAGCAGAACGGGCCAGGUGCCCCGGUUGCAGACUCAGUAGCGUUUUAGAUGUUUUAUGUUUCUUCGCAGUGGCCUGGGAAGGUUGGCGGGAGAAUGGGCGACCGAAGUGGGCCGCCGCAGGCCUCAGAGGCCGGAGCAGGUGCAGGGAGGUAGCCUCUUGGGGUCCAGGCCAGGAUCCAGGGGCUUCUGUCUGAGGCUAGAACUGCGGCCUGCCUGGUGGUGGCUCAGUGGCCAUCCAGCCUCUGUGGGUGAAGGCUGGCAGGCUGCAGGGCACCUCGCUGGUUUUUAACUUGGGGAGAAACACUGGUUUUGGCUUUCUCAACCGUAGCUUGAGUAAGACUGUUUACAAAAAAAAAAAAAAAAAAAAUUAACACGUAAUUGACAAAAAAAAAUUAAUUUCUGGGGAUUAUAAAAAUGGACAGUGAGAAUUCCAUUGGUCUGCCGAGAUGCAGGCAUUCGAUGGGGGCUCCACGAGGUUCCCCAAGGCUGGACAGGCCUCUCCUCCAUGAAGGCCGAGUGUGCUGGGCGGCGACGUCCGCACGUGCAAGCGCGGGGCUCAUCUGUAGUUCCUUCUGCUCAUGGGCGGAUUAGAUGAUAUUUGUGAUGGAAAAAUCAAGACCAUGUUAAUGAUCAUAAUAAAAGCUUUCCAGAGUCACAGAGAUGGGGGUAGGGGCUGGGAAAAAAACUA
Messenger RNA from Mustela lutreola (European mink), 3280 nucleotides. Its product is annotated as ATP-sensitive inward rectifier potassium channel 12. The transcript has 5 exons. Bases 928 to 2520 code for a protein of 530 amino acids. Gene Ontology annotation, biological process: potassium ion import across plasma membrane; regulation of monoatomic ion transmembrane transport. The record is from RefSeq and is a predicted model, not a curated record. Gene Ontology annotation, molecular function: inward rectifier potassium channel activity. Lineage: Eukaryota; Metazoa; Chordata; Mammalia; Carnivora; Mustelidae. Gene Ontology annotation, cellular component: plasma membrane.